This is a messenger RNA of Oreochromis aureus, 519 nucleotides long. Its product is annotated as liprin-beta-1-like. The record is from RefSeq and is a predicted model, not a curated record. Bases 30 to 383 code for a protein of 117 amino acids. The transcript has 2 exons. Lineage: Eukaryota; Metazoa; Chordata; Actinopteri; Cichliformes; Cichlidae.
CCUGCUUCUUUAUAAGACGGCGUGUUGCCAUGGCAUCGAAUGCCAGCCAUAUGUUGGAGGCUGCCCUGGAGCAAAUGGAUGACAUUAUUGCUGGGAAAAUGGGGGAAGGCCUGUUCAGUGCUCGUGUGCGGUUAGAUGUCAAAGAUUAUCAAUCUCCAGAAUGCAGUCAACAGUUGACCCUUCCCCCACCCUUGGAUCCUGCCCUCAAGGCUCUUCAGCUGACUGAGGCCCUCAGGGCAGUGCUGGAGGGGCAGGGGGAUGAGGAAGGACAGGAUGCUCUCAGGAAACAAGUAUCUGAUGAUACUGCAGAUAUUAUAUUAAAAUGGUUGGGAAGAGGUGGGGUGAGUACUGAUUCCCAGGUUUGUCAUAACAGAGUUAUAUAACACCUCACCUAGCAUGCAAAUCCAUACCUCAGUAUGAAAUAUUUACAAGCUAAUGUCUAAUUCUGGUUCAACAAGAGAACUGAAUUGAUACAUAUACUAAUAUUUUGGCAUGGACUGGCGCUACAAAGAACAUGGA